GCGCAGGCGGCGCGCACUGGCCGGGGCGCGCACUGGUGCGGCGCGCGGCUCCCAUCGCUCUCUUUCCUCUCUCGAUCCGCCCGGCCUGGCCGCCUCCGGAGCUGCCUCCGCCCGCGGAUGGGCUGGGGAAGUUGGCAGGGGCCAGGCGCACCCCCGCCGCCUACCUCGGUGCCCGCAGGUCGGGCGCAGGGCGCCGGCCGCCGGAGCGCGGAUGUCCUCGGGAGCCGCGGGCUGGCAGGUCUUCGGUCCUGAGGCUGCCAGCUUACUAUGGGUACGACAGCUAGCACAGCCCAGCAGGCGGUCUCUGCGGGUGCCCCCCUCGAAAGUCUCCAGGGGGGCAACACAAUGGACAGCCGGCAUUCAUGCAGCGUCCAUGCUAUCCAGACCACGAGCCUGCACAACAGCAAGGCCAAGUCCAUCAUUCCCAACAAGGUGGCCCCUGUCGUGAUCACGUACAACUGCAAGGAGGAGUUCCAGAUCCACGAUGAGCCGCUCAAGGCCCAUUAUACCCGGGGCCGGCUCUCGGCCGCCAGCCCUGAGCACUACCUGGUGCAGGGCCGCUACUUCCUGGUACGGGACGUUACUGAGAAGAUGGAUGUGCUGGGAACCUCAGGGAGCUGCGGGGUCCCCAACUUCCGGCAGGCACGGGAUGGGCUUGCUGUGUUCGGCAUGGGACAGCCCAGCCUCUUGGGGUUCAAGCAGGUCCUUCAGAAACUCCAGAAGGAUGGACACAAGGAGUGCAUCAUCUUCUGCGUGCGGGAGGAGCCCGUGCUGUUCCUGCGUGCUGAUGAGGACUUCGUGUCCUACACGCCUCGAGAUAAGCACAACCUUCAGGAGAACCUCCGGGGCCUGGGGCCUGGGGUCCAGGUGGAGAGCACAGAGCUGGCCAUCCGGAAAGAGAUCCAAGACUUUGCCCGGCUGAGUGAGAACACUUACUAUGUGUACCAUGACACAGAGGACCUGCGGGGGGAGCCCCACGCUGUGGCCGUCAGGGGUGAGGACGACGUGCAUGUGACCAAGGAGGUGUACAAGCGGCCCCUUUUCCUCCAGCCCACCUACAGGUACCACCGCCUGCCCCUGCCGGAGCAAGGGGCGCCCCUGGAAGCCCAGUUUGAUGCCUUCAUCAGCAUCCUUCGAGAGACUCCCAGCCUGCUGCAUCUCCGUGAUGCCCACGGGUCUGCCCCCACCCUCCUCUUCAGCUGCCAUUCAGGUGUGGGCAGGACCCACCUGGGCAUGGUCCUGGGCACCCUGGUGCUGUUUCACCACAGCGGGACUACUUCACGGGCAGAGCCUGGCCCCCUGCAGACCCUGCCCAUGGAGCAGUUCCAGGUGGUCCAACGCUUUCUUCACGCGGUGCCCCAGGGAAGGAAGAUGGUGGAAGAGGUGGACAGAGCCAUCGCUGCCUGUGCAGAGUUGCAUGAUCUGCGGAAGGCGGCCCUGGAGAACCGGAGGAAGCGGGAGGGUGUCCGGCUGGAAAGCGGAGCCCAGGAAAGCAGUGGGGAGCAUGUUGCCCGGCAGAGGGCGCUGCGGAGCCUGGAGUGCUACUUCCACCUGAUCCUGUUCAGCUACUAUCUGCAUGAGCAGUUUCAGCCGCUGGCUGUGCACCCACCCCGAGCUGUACCGCCUCCCUGUGACGCUGAGCUCAGGGGGGCCUGUGACACCCAGCGACCUCCUUGCCCAGGGCUCCCUGCAGGUUCUGAACCCUCUGUGGUGCCAGACUCAGUGCCCUCCCCGCAGGAGGCAGAUGAUCUCGUCUCCCCGGAUGCGCUCAGCACCAUCCGAGAGAUGGAUGUAGCCAACUUCCGGCGUGUGCCCCGCAUGCCCAUCUACGGCAUGGCCCAGCCUAGUGCCAAGGCCCUGGGCAGCAUCCUGACCUACCUGACCGAUGCCAAAAGGAAGCUGCAGCGGGUGGUCUGGGUCAACCUGCGGGAGGAUGCCAUGUUGGAGUGUGAUGGUCACAUCCACAGCCUGCGGAUGCUUGGGCCCCCCAUAGCCCCUGCUCAUUUGGAGGCCAUGGAGGCCCAGCUGAAGGCCCACUUAAGCAUGCCGCCCCCUGACACGAAGGGCCCACCGCUCCCCAGGUUCCAGACGUGCCUCACCAUGCAGGAAGUCUUCAGCCAGCACUGUGGGGCCUGCCCGGGCCUCACGUAUCACCGCAUCCCCCUGCCAGACUUCUGCGCCCCCCGAGAGGAGGACUUUGACCACCUGCUGGAUGCCCUGCGGGCCGCCCUUGCCAAGGACCCUGGCACUGGCUUCGUGUUCAGCUGCCUCAGUGGCCAGGGCCGGACCACGACUGCCAUGGUGGUGGCUGUGCUAGCCUUCUGGCGCAUCCGAGGCUGCCCCGAGGUGGGGGAGGAAGAGCUCGUGAGCGUGCCUGAUGCCAGGUUCACCAAGGGCGAGUUUCAGGUAGUGAUGAACGUGGUACAGCUGCUGCCCGAUGGGCACCGCAUAAAGAAGGAGGUGGACGCAGCCCUGGACACGGUCAGCGAGACCAUGACGCCCAUGCACUACCACCUGCGGGAGCUCAUCAUCUGCACCUACCGCCAGGCGAAGGCUGCCAAAGACGAGCAGGAGGCGCAGAGGUUGCAGCUUCGCAGCGUGCAGUACCUGGAGCGCUACAUCUGCUUGAUCCUCUUCAAUGCCUACCUCCACCUGGAGGAAGCGCGCUCCUGGCAGAGGCCCUUCAGCGCCUGGAUGCAGGAGGUGGCAUCCAAGGCCGGAGUCUAUGAGAUCCUCAACCAGCUGGGCUUCCCUGAGCUGGAGAGCACAGAGGACCAGCCCUUCUCCAGGCUGCGGCACCGGUGGCAGGAGCAGAGCCCGGGGCCUGAGCCCUCGGCCAGCAGGGACUUCCUGUAGGGGCUUCCUCCUGCCCCUCCUCAGAUCCUCUUUGCUGGGAACCUGCCUUGCAGAAGCGACUUCAGGCUUCCUGGAAUGGCAGGGCAGGGCAGGGUGCCUUUUGGAAGAACUUUGUCCUGGAUUCGCAGUUGGCACAGCCUCUCAGAGGCCCGUGGACUCUUCCAGGAGACCUGGUGUGGGCACCUUGCAGACAGCUGUUUGGCUUCCAGCAAACGUGUGCCCCAAACUGUCAAGCAGCCGAUCGUCACUUCUCUCCUCCUCUUCCCCCUCAGAUGUUCUCAUGGCCCAGCCAGCAUCAGUUCCCUUCCCUCUGGCUGCCCACCUCCCGCUCCUCUUUUUGCUCCCUGAGCCCUGCCCUGGGGAACCCAGCUGCCUGGGGUGGACGGCGGGAUUGAUUACCUUAGAGGCAGCUUCAGCCAGUGUCUCUCAGCUCCGUCUCCAGCCAGGGAGACUGCAAGGACAACCUCCAUGACCAGGGGCUGGCCUUGGCCUCUCCCUCCUGUCCCCUGUCCCCUUCCCCUGGGCUGGCAGGAUGUGGAGGUCUCUGGGGAGCUGGAAACAUCAGGGGACCCUUCUUGGGGAUUUAGAAAGCGCUUUUGGAGGCUGACACAGCACUAUGGAGGAAGAGCUCACGUUGCCCUGGAACUUGGACCAAGGGCCAGGCAGUCCACCUUUCCCGCUCACCCCCCCGCACCCCCAGCAGGACCUGAAGGAUGACUGACUCAAGGGUGGUUGUUGGGGUGGCGCUUGCGAGCAGUGAACGUGAGAGUUGGGGCCAAGGAUGGCAUGGGGCGGUGUCCCCUGGGUUCCAGGCCAGCCCUGUGAGGGAUCGGAGGAUGAAUGAGCUGGAUCCCUGGGGGAGCAUAAAGGCCAGCCCGCUCAGUUACGGGUUCUUGGGUCACCUCUGUCCAUAGGUGGGAGGGCUGUGGAAAGGGGCAGGAGACGGGCCCUGCAGCUGCCAUUUAGGCCAGGGCUGCUGCUUGCUGAAACCCCAGGCCUGGACAGUAAGUAGCCCGUCUGCCCACCUGGCUCCUGGGGUCCGGGAAACCUCGCUAGUUGGGCUCAUGCAGUUCUGCAGAAAGACAGAAGGAUGUAGUCAGGUGUGGUGGAGCCCAUCUGUAACCUUAGCACUCUGGAGGCUGAGGCAGGAGGAUCAUUGAAACUUUGAGGCCAGCCUGGGCUAUGUAGUGAGUUCAAGGCCAGCCUGCACUACCUAGCGAGAUCCUGUCUCAAAAACCUAAAACAACAGCAACAGGACAGAAGGGUGUGUCAGUUUUUGAUCUUUGAAAGGGGCAGAAGAGGCCUAAGCCAUUCACAUCUACCCAGUGUUGAAGAAUAUCGAUCCUCGUAGGUCGAGUUUUGCAAAACUACUGUAUGUCUUGCCCCUGCCUUUUCAGCCGGUUUCUAUUGUGUGUAUUCAGAGGCUUCAGUUUCUUUGCAGACAAGGUCUAGCUGAAGAGUCAGAUCAGGGGUGAACUGGGAGGGAUCCUUUGUGUUCUCAUGCUUGGCUCUGACUUUCAGCUGUGCUGGGACCACUGGCCAAUCACUUCACCUCUCUGCCUCAGUUUCCCCAUCUGUAAAAUGGGAGAAUAAUACUUGCCUACCUACCUCACAAGGGUGUUGUGAGGAAUCAUUCAUGAUUUUUUUUUUUUUUUUUUGUAUAGCGCUUUUGAGCAUUAAAAGCAGCUUCAAUGUGAAAUAUGCCUGCUGAUUUCUGUUUAGGGUGAGGCAGACCUUAUAGAAUUGACACAGUUGGGUCCUUGCUCCUUCAGGGCCCUGAGAAGGACCUGUGGCACUUCUGAAUCUUAAACAGUUCGAGGGAUUUUUCAGACCUCUUUCCUCUUUCACAUCCCAGAGCAUGCCUGGUCAUCUCACACUGGAUGCCCAAGGCUGCCUGCUGAGCCCCUAUUUUAAUAAGGUAACAAGCUAAUUCUCACUGGAGUGUGGGAGAUGUAUAUCUAGGAAAAGUGUGUGAAGCAAAAUGGGACAUUUUGCAAAUGCAAACAUCUGUGUAACUCAGACAUCUGUCAAGACAUAUCUAUAGCUUUACAGUGGGGGAUACUUCUGAAUAAAAAUUUGUGGACGAUGGUUCACAGUGCAUCUUCAAA
Messenger RNA from Cavia porcellus (domestic guinea pig), 4964 nucleotides. RefSeq names its product phosphatase domain containing paladin 1 (gene Pald1). Bases 268 to 2856 code for a protein of 862 amino acids. Lineage: Eukaryota; Metazoa; Chordata; Mammalia; Rodentia; Caviidae. Gene Ontology annotation, molecular function: protein tyrosine phosphatase activity. The record is from RefSeq and is a predicted model, not a curated record. Gene Ontology annotation, cellular component: cytoplasm. The transcript is spliced from 20 exons.